UUUUCCAGACAUGGCCAUAGGUUCCCUUAUUUAGAUGCCUCUACUGACGGUUUUGUUCCACGUUGGUAUCAUCUAGAUUUUGGUGGCAAAUACCAAAGCAAGAGGCGUAUUCCUUCAGUAUCAACUUCUUUAGCUGUUGCUGCUACUCUUGGAAUUGCUGAAACUGUGCUUCUUUCCCUUGGUUCUGGCAUCAUUAUGAACAUCAUGGGUAUACCUGCUGAUUCCCCUAUGCGUAGACCUGCUGAGAAUUUUCUUAUGCUAAGGGCCUUUGGCGCUCCAGCAAUUGUGAUUGCAUUAGCUGCUCAAGGAACUUUUCGUGGAUUUAAGGAUACAAAGACGCCUCUAUAUGCUGUUGGUGCUGGCAAUGUUCUUAAUGCGAUAUUGGAUCCAAUAUUAAUAUUCUUUUUUGGUCUUGGCAUUAGUGGUGCUGCAGCUACUACAGUGAUCUCUGAAUACUUAAUUGCUUUUAUUCUUCUAUGGAAAUUGACCGGCAAUGUGCUCCUAACGCCUUUUCACUUUGAUGGGAGAAAAAUUUUUAGCUAUCUGAAAUCUGGUGGUCUUCUUAUCGGCAGGACUGUGGCUGUGUUUCUAACUUUGACACUGUCAAUCUCUAUGGCAGCUAAGCAAGGCCCUAUACCUAUGGCUGGUCAUCAAAUUUGCAUGCAAGUUUGGCUGCCGAUAUCUUUGCUCACUGAUGCUCUGGCACUUGCUGGUCAGACACUUCUUGCCAGCAGUUACUCGCAGGGAAAUUACGAGCAAGCACGCCUCAUUACAUAUAGAGUAUUACAGAUUAGUUUAGGAACAGGAAUUACUUUGUCCGUGAUCAUAUUCUUUGGGUUUGGAUCAUUUUCAAGUUUAUUUACCACAGACUUGGAAGUUCUGAGUGUUGCUCGGUCAGGCAUAUUAUUUGUGGCUGGAACUCAACCAGUGAAUUUGGUAUUUGUCAUUGAUGGGCUUUACUAUGGGGUAUCAGACUAUGGUUAUGCUGCGUACUCAACGAUGCUGGUUGGACUAGUUUCUUCAAUGUUCUUGCUGGUAGCUGCUCCAGAACUUGGACUUCCUGGAGUCUGGGCAGGGUUGUUUCUCUUCAUGAUUAUGCGUGUUCUCGCCGGAACAUGGAGGUUGAGCAGCAAAAAUGGCCCGUGGAGUAUGGUCUGGUAUAAAGAUGGCGGUGGAAACUGACCGACAUUAUUUUGAAGUCAUCCAAUAAAGGCAAACUUUUUGAAUGGCCAGAGCAUGAUCAAGAGCUCUAUGUUGUGAAAAAUAGGCCUGAUUUCCAUACCCUUGCAAUUGGAUAGAAUACAUAACAGUGUAGGACUAGAGCAAGUUAUUGGAAUGUUGCAGUACUUGCUGCAAACCAGUUUUCCAAAAUAAAAAUGUUGCUGAUACGGCUAGAUAGAAUUUAUAUAGUUUCCAAAGAAGUACACAGAGAGGGAGAGAACAAGUCAUAGAAGAAAUUUGUAUUUAUUAGGAGAUUGUACGGUCUUUUGUUUAGCAUUCGUUGGGAAAGGCAACAUUGCAUAUUUGACAAUUUGUGCAUUCUUUUUCUUUUGAUAUGUGAUUCUUCUAAAUGGAAUA
Molecule: messenger RNA, 1578 nt
Organism: Arachis stenosperma
Lineage: Eukaryota; Viridiplantae; Streptophyta; Magnoliopsida; Fabales; Fabaceae
Product: protein DETOXIFICATION 44, chloroplastic-like
Exons: 10
Biological process (GO): transmembrane transport
Cellular component (GO): membrane
Molecular function (GO): xenobiotic transmembrane transporter activity; antiporter activity
Source: RefSeq, a predicted model, not a curated record